AUGCUUCUCGCCUGCAGAACACGAUAUCUCACUAUCAACAUUUGUUCGCGUUCGAUAACAACACCCAGUAAUUACAAUCAUGGUGCAAUAUCAGACGGGACGAAAGCAGCCACUCAUCGCAGAAAACCUGCUCGAGGAGGCCAGAAUCUAUCAGACAGGUAUAUACGCCUAGAGAAGUCUCUUAGAGGAAAAGAUACCAUUUCACGGGAAAUUGAUGGUCUUGUUCAUCCGGACCCUGAAUCCCCGAGGUCGAGACGGAGUCAAGAUCCAGUACGCCUGUUCCAUGGAUAUGUGGUUCCAGAAGAGCCGAAGCCUCCAGCAGAUGAUGAAUGUUGCAUGUCUGGCUGUGCCGUCUGCGUUUACGACCUGUACGAAGAAUCCCUUGAAGCAUAUCACGGAGCCAUAGCGCAACUUCGGGACAAUCUUACCGCAAAAAAUAUCCCCGAAAGCGACUGGCCUUUACAUAUACGCAACAAAAAGCUUGAUAUCCGUGUAGAGAAGAGAAAGGACACCAUUCUGAGCGCAUUCGAGGAAAUGGAGCGUAACCUUCAGCUGAAAAAACAGCAGGCAGAUCCAGGAGCUGUUUUACCGAACGACUCCAACAUCGGUGCAGGCAAGCGGAACCAAACUGUGGUGAAUAUGAAAAGCGCACCUCGGGACUCGAUCUUCAGUGAAAUAUACCACGGUGCUAGAUGGCUGCUGUUUAGCGGUCGCUGA
Psilocybe cubensis is the source of this 717-nucleotide messenger RNA. RefSeq lists its product as uncharacterized. Gene Ontology annotation, cellular component: mitochondrion. The transcript is spliced from 3 exons. NCBI's taxonomy places the organism in Eukaryota, Fungi, Basidiomycota, Agaricomycetes, Agaricales, Agrocybaceae. The record is from RefSeq and is a predicted model, not a curated record. Bases 1 to 717 code for a protein of 238 amino acids.